Epinephelus lanceolatus (giant grouper) is the source of this 2828-nucleotide messenger RNA. Its product is annotated as cytochrome P450 2J2-like. Gene Ontology annotation, biological process: xenobiotic metabolic process. Lineage: Eukaryota; Metazoa; Chordata; Actinopteri; Perciformes; Serranidae. Gene Ontology annotation, molecular function: iron ion binding; heme binding; oxidoreductase activity, acting on paired donors, with incorporation or reduction of molecular oxygen, reduced flavin or flavoprotein as one donor, and incorporation of one atom of oxygen. Gene Ontology annotation, cellular component: cytoplasm; intracellular membrane-bounded organelle. The record is from RefSeq and is a predicted model, not a curated record.
UCCUCAGCCUCACAAUGUGGCUGUGUGAUUUGUGUCUGUGGCUCGAUCCGAGGGGAAUGCUGCUUUUUAUUUUUGCCGUUCUCCUCCUAGUGUAUUUUCAGAGCAAAAAGGAUCCACCCAACUUUCCACCAGGACCGCCAUCUCUCCCUCUUUUUGGAAACAUAUUCAACAUUGAAUCUAAACAGCCUCACAUUUACCUUACCAAGCUAGCUGAUGUUUACGGGAAUGUGUUCUGCAUACGUCUGGGAAGACACAAAACAGUGUUUGUGUCUGGGUGGAGAAUGGUGAAGGAAGCCUUAGUCACACAGGCCGACAACUUUGUGGACCGGCCUUACAGCCCGAUGGUGACCAGAAUUUAUUCAGGGAACUCAGCUGGGCUUUUCUUCAGUAAUGGGAAUGUGUGGAGGAGACAGCGGCGUUUUGCCAUGGCCAUGUUACGUACCUUUGGUCUGGCCAAGAGCUCCAUGGAGCAGAGCAUCCUCGAAGAGAGUCAUCAUCUGCAGGAGGCAAUGGAGAAGGAGAAAGGUGAGCCGUUUGACCCUGUGCCCCUCUUAAACAAUGCCGUGGCCAACAUCAUCUGCCAGAUAGUGUUUGGGAGACGAUUUGACUACAGCGACCACAACUUCCAGAGCAUGCUGAGGAAUCUGACUGAGAUGGCCUAUCUGGAGGGCUCCAUAUGGGCUCUACUUUAUGAUGCGUUCCCAGCACUGAUGAAACACCUGCCGGGGCCUCACAACGGCAUCUUCAGCAACUCCAAAUGUCUGGAGGCAUCUAUCAGGGCAGAGGUCGAGAGGCACAAGUUGGAUCUGGACCCCAGCAACCUACGAGAUUACAUCGACACCUUCCUGAUAGAGGAGAAACACACCAGGAACAGUGACCUUGGUUUUAACGAAGGCAACUUGGUUCUGUGUUGUCUGGAUCUGUUCCUGGCUGGAAGUGAAACCACUUCUAAGACUCUGCAGUGGGGCCUCAUCUACCUCAUCAAGAACCCUCAUAUCCAGGACAAAGUCCAGGCAGAGAUAGACAGAGUGAUCGGACAGACCCGACAGCCCACGAUGGCAGACAGACCCAACCUGCCCUACAGCGACGCCGUCAUCCAUGAGAUCCAGAGGAUGGGAAACAUCGUUCCUCUCAAUGGACUCAGAAUGGCCGCCAAGGAUACGACUGUGGGCGGUUACGUCAUACCCAAGGGAACCUCAGUGAUGCCCAACCUGACCUCUGUGCUGUUUGACAAGACUGAAUGGGAAACUCCCGACACAUUUAACCCUGAACACUUCCUGGAUGCAGAAGGAAAGUUUGUGAGGAGGGACGCAUUUUUACCUUUCUCUGCAGGAAAGCGUGCAUGUCUGGGUGAAGGCCUGGCCAGAGUGGAGCUGUUCCUGUUUUUCAUCACUUUGUUUCAGAAAUUUUAUUUUUCCACUCUGGAUGGAGUCGAGCUGAGUACAGAGGGAAUCAUCGGAGCCACACGCACGCCGUACCCCUUUAAGAUCUAUGCCAGAGCCCGCUGAACCCUGCAACAUAUCCCAAACUACAGACUGUUGCUUUAUACGCAGUCAACACAUGCUGCAUCUGUGGCUUGUUUUCCUGUCAAUACAAAUGCCAGAAUUCAACAAUAUGUCCUGUCUACAGCAUGUGUGUGUCAAAUACUGGAACUGAUUAUGGUGGCAUGAGGGAAUGUUUUGUGUAAUAGGGGAACUAUAGCCUGCUUUGUUCUGCUGCAGCACAUAACAGCAUAAUGUGUGACUGUUGAUAAAGUGUCAUUUUUCCAACGCUGACAUGGAUCUGUAACCAGCAAGCAGCAGCAAAACUCUCCAAGUAUCCACUAUUACUCACUUGACACUACUUGUGGUGGACACCGAUCAGCCACAACAUUAAAACCAUUGUUAAAACAUACACAUCUCAUUACAAUGCAAUGUUCUGCUGGGCAACCUUGGGUCCUUGCAUUCAUGUGGAUAGCACCACCCACAGCACUCCCCGAUGGCAGUGGCUCCCCUGGCAGGACAAUGCACCAUGCUACCCCAAAAAAAUCUGCUCAGGAAUGGCCUGGAGAACGUGACAGAGCUCAAGGUGUUGACCUGACCUCCAAAUUCCCCACAUCCUAAUCUGACUGAGCAUCCAUGGGAGGUACCGCUACCCCAGAGGUCCAGUGUCCAUGCCUCCAUGGGUCAGAGGCUCAGAGCCAAGUCUGAUUCACUGUGGGGCCUCCUUGCAUUGGAUUUGGCCCUGACCUUUGGAGGAAUGGACACAGAACCUCUCUGUGGUGUCUGGAGCCAGAUCUUUUGAGUCUUGUGGGGUGUGAGGUCAGGUCCUGGCACGUCCCACAUUUGACUGAUGGGAUUAGGAUCUGGGGAAUUUGGAGGCCAGGGCGACAUCUUGAGCUCUUGGUCGUGUUCCUCUGGCCAUCCCUGAGCAGUCUGGGGCAUCGUACUGGGGGGAAUAAAGGUUUAUCAGCAGAUAGCCUCUUUGAGAUGAACCGUCUGGCUUUGGAGGGGGUCCAACACGAAACAUACAACACACUUCAUUACACUGGACACAAACACAACAUCGGUCUGCAUUGGUGUUUGAGUGGGUGGCGGGUGUCAAGUGGCAGCCAAUCCACAUAACUGCCAGGACUCAACUGUCAACUGUCCCACAGCUCAUCUGUCAGUAGGUUUGAUGCUGCGGCUCAUCUCUGAAAAUGAUUUCAGUUGGACCACUACAAAAAUAAAUGUCGACACAGAAAAGGCCAGAGUUUGUUCUCUUUCUGUCUCUGGUUGGUCACCUACAGUUUGAUGGACAGGAUCCUGAUGGGCUACUUUAACUAUUGCUGCUUUUUUUUUAUUUUUUAU